Messenger RNA from Megalopta genalis, 1845 nucleotides. It is a transcript of the gene slow, whose product is annotated as epidermal growth factor-like protein slowdown. Gene Ontology annotation, cellular component: cell surface; extracellular region. NCBI's taxonomy places the organism in Eukaryota, Metazoa, Arthropoda, Insecta, Hymenoptera, Halictidae. Gene Ontology annotation, molecular function: calcium ion binding; signaling receptor binding. The record is from RefSeq and is a predicted model, not a curated record. Gene Ontology annotation, biological process: anatomical structure development.
UGUCUCGUUCAGUAGUGCUCUCGGUUGCCUUCGAACGAUUUCGCACACCGGAUGUCCAUCGAGCCUCGUCGACGCAUUCAGCGCAGCUCGGCCCGCAGCGUACAAACGUUCCCACGUUCCCGUCAAAAACGAUCGAGGAUGCGGCCGGGUUCGUCUUGACGCGUGUGCGGCUCUUCCCGACCGAGGCUCGACGAAAAAGCUCAUCGAACGUCGUUCGACCAUGGCUCCGAUACCGAACGUUUGGCUGACGUGCGUCGCGUUGAUCGUUCUGCCCGUGGACGUCGCGCCGCUCGAGCGCUAUCCCAGCGAUCAACGGGCCUACACGGACCACAGACUGCUCUGGCCGAUUUGGUACCACGAGAAAUUCGCUCGCGCGCGACACGACCGCGACGACGGCGGCGGCGGCGAUUUUCAACAGAGCACCGCGAAAACAUGGUCGCACCUGGACACGGCCACCGACAGGCCCGUUUCGGUGCCGCCGCCGACGGGAACCAACGAGCAGCCGAGGCGUCGCGUGGAGCAUCGGGCCCACGAGCAACGACCCGGCCCGCCGAAACUCGAGAAAUCGAGCCCGGCCAACGUCGCCAAGUAUACCGGCACCGCAGCGAUCGUUUACCACAAUAAUCAUCGCCACCAGCCGAGGGAAGCUGCCACUCAGAGGUUCCAACACGCCGCGACCACGCCGCCGACCUACACGAGGCAUCAUCCCGGAAGGCGAGUUUGCACCAGAUCAGUUCCUAGUUCGUCGUCCCUUCAACAUCGCCAGAAUAGGCAACUAAGGUACUAUAAUUAUAUUCAUAUUCAAACUGACACGGCUGCCAGUUUCGUGUGCUGUCCAGGGUGGACUCAGGCGACUCAGUUGAGUUUCGGAUGUAACAAACCUACCUGCCCAGCGUCCUGCUUAAAUGGAGGAAUAUGCACUGCCCCCGGCAGAUGCACAUGUCCCAAAGGAUUUACUGGCAACCAGUGCCAGACAGACAUCGACGAGUGCGUGACGGAGAAGGCCUGCGACCAACUCUGCAGAAACCUACCUGGCAGCUACGAGUGCCACUGUAGGCCUGGUUUUCAGCUUCAGAAAGAUGGUCAAUCUUGUCGGAAGAACGACACCGAUGACAGCGCGUUCGAGGCACGGGAUCUAGAAGAAGACUUCCAUGAAGUGACGACAACGAAACGUCCGUCGAGUUCUCCGCACGAUACGGAGAACGAGGUGGCUGACGGUGACCUCGAUCAGGACUACGAGAUUAUCCUGAAAAGGCUCACGAAACUCGAAAAGCUAUUCGCGAAAGGAAAAAAGAGGGACACCGAAACCACUGACAUGAGUGUUAAGGUUGCAUCUGUUAUGGAGAACAUUAAUGAGAUGAAGAGAACUGUAGAAAACGUACAAUUGAUGCAACAAGAAAUAUACGAGAUGAGGACUAAAUUACGGGAAUAUGAGUUGGAAACAAGGAAAAUGCAGCACUUGACCAAUCGAGUAAUGGAACUGGAAAAUCGUUUGAGACUACGUUGCAGAAAUGCAUUACCCAUGAACAGUGGCACGUUACAUUUUUGAUAUCGCUGUAACAAAUAUGACUAUAAAAAAGGAUAAGACGUUGUGCGCAAAUUUAAUAUUUAUGUAUAAAAUUUUUUGUAAGAAUGGAUAUUAUCACUGCCAUAUGUGUAGCUUUUAUACUGAUACAUUAAAUCUAUCAUGGAACAAGUUUCAUGAUAAAUCAACAAACAGAUUCCGGUUAUUCUUAUUGACAUAUUUUAAGAAUAAUACAUAAGAUCUUCGAUUUAUUAUAACAACAUUUAUUUUUAUACUUUACAUGUGAAGUCAAAUAAAAAGGCGUCAAUUAAUGAUAUUAA